GUGGCACUUCUUAUAAUUCAGAAUUUCAGUUAGUCUGGGAAUAUUAGGGAAAACAAUUGAAAUGAGUUCUUUAAAUAACGUAUUAAUGUGUAGUUAAUGAUAACCGAUGAUAAGAGAAACACAAAGCAAUUUCUCAUUCUCGAGUAGUCAGUAAAGACAGUAAGACCUAUUAUCUCUGUAACCUUUAACAUUCGGGAUAUGAAGAAUUCAAAAAUCUUUUUUAAAUGAUUUACAGAAAAUGACUUUACCGACAAGUGUAGCAGUUGUCAAUACCGAUCGAAUGCACAUAAGCAUACGUGCGCUUAUGCUAUUUCUAUCGCACACUAAGGAUCAUUUAAAUUCAUUCCGCAAUUUAGCUAGUUAACUUUUAUUAGUGCAACGGUUGCGUAGAAGAACGGGCGAUACAGAUUUGACAGCUAGUGUAUUCAAAGUGUGAUUUUCUUUCUGGGCAUGCUUUGAACAUUUAUGAAGAUGGGAUCGUUCGUGUUCAUAGCAUUGGUGAUUUUCGUAAUACUCUACAUGAUAUGUUCCUCUGGAAUGGUUCUUGCUGAUUGCCAUAAGGGACCCCGAUGUACCGUGACUCGAGUCCACCGAUUGAAGGCAGCAGAUUGCUUUCAGAGGGAUUUCAAGCAGUUCCCUAAGUGCCUAUCAACUGACGUAGAGAUUCGUGCUGAAGAUGCAAUAAGGCAAAUAUCUCAUCCUGAAACAUCGAUGUCCGCCAUUGAGGAUGACAAUGUUCCAUGUGAUAGAGUUAACCUCGAACAGAAUUCGCAAAAUCAACAGAUUCGACUUAGCUCCGUUCAGUUACCUCCAGUUUCUGUACUUACAAGAUAACUUGAUUUUCAAGAUUGACGAUGACGUCUUCUACGAUAUGAAUUCCUUGCGUACCCUCGAUCUAUCAGUGAAUGCCAUAACGAAACUACCUACUGCGAUAUUCCAGCUACCGUCUCUGAGAACCCUGUACUUGAGUCAAAAUGUCAACAUGAAUAUCAUCGAUGCACUGGAUAGCGCAAAACCGAUUCGUAGUCCUUUGGAGAAAGUCGAUAUCAGUUACACCACAGAUGAAGACAACAUAAACAAAUUCCCGGAUUUUGGGCCUGUUCCAUACUUGAUACUUUUGAAUAUAACAGGAAAUCAGUAUGUUACGAUGACUAGAAAGAAUCUCGUGGGAUUCUGCAACCUGCAGAUUCUGGCGAAUGAUAAUGUUACUACUGGUUUCGAAGAGGCAUGUGAAUGUGUGAGAAUAAACCAAAUGCUGACAUUUUUCAAUGUCAAAUUCACCCCAUUCAUCUGUUCAGUGGCGGAAUCAGAUUGCCCCAAUUUGCCCUACACAAAAGAAGAGCGCGAAAUCUUGCAGCAAUGUAAGGAAAUUGUAGAGACUUGGGAGAGGAAGUACAUGAUGUGGAAGCUUUCUGUUGGCUUAGGAGUGAUUGCUGCUAUUUCAGUCCUGUCCUUACUUCUGUAUUGCUUGGCCUGUAGAAAGAAGUGUGCCAAACGUCAACUUCCUGUUAAUGAAACUGGACCUAAAAAGCCUCCGGAUAAUAUUGGACUACUCAACAACCAAGCCACAGCUGUCGCAAAUGAAUAUGCGUUGUAAUAUUUUGACCAUGAAUGCAAAUGUAUGAAUCAUGUUCCAUAUGACGGGAAAAUAGGUAUCAAUAUUUUCUUUCUCUGGCAGCGCAACUGAUCUCUCCAAAGUAUAAUAUCGAAUAUACAAGAAGUUCAAUACUGGUUCAUACUUUUCCAUUUGAAAAAGUAUUAUAUUUUCAUUUGAGGUAAUGUUACUUUCAUGUAAUAGACUCCUAGUCCAUUUUUAUGGAGACUAGUUAUCUCAUGUUUGAGAUACUUAGUAUUUAUACACGAGAUUUGUGAUAUGUUAUUUAUAAUUUUUAUAUCUAUUAGAACUUUUGAUUUGUUUGUUCUUGAAAGUUUUUAUAUGUUUUUAAUUAAAUUUUGAUGAAGGAUUCUGAAAGAUUUGAUCUCUUAUAAGUGGAUGAAGAGAAAAACUACUGAUGUCAACACAUGUGAGGUUGGAUAGAUAAAAAUCGAAAAAUUU
Leptinotarsa decemlineata (Colorado potato beetle) is the source of this 2056-nucleotide messenger RNA. Its product is annotated as leucine-rich repeats and immunoglobulin-like domains protein 2. The record is from RefSeq and is a predicted model, not a curated record. NCBI's taxonomy places the organism in Eukaryota, Metazoa, Arthropoda, Insecta, Coleoptera, Chrysomelidae.